AGAUAUUCUAAAACAUCCCUCCUGAAGAGCUGGGCCAACGUCGAGAAGCGGCUUAUAUCAAUGAUACCCACCUUUUUCACCAUAGCACCUUAAUUUUUGUGUUCACUUACUUUAUUCUUCUCUUUAUGUCUCUCUCUCUCUCACCAGCCGUCAUUUCAUUGGCCUUUUUGCUGCUUCACGACAUGCAUCUCGCAUCUCAGGUCACACAAAUCACAUCUCCUUGCAUAACAAUUUGUGGGUCAGAAUCACUAGGAAGGGAAAAGGGCAGUUUUUUACAGUCUCUAUCUUUUGCUUUGUCAGCACAUGCAUACACGCGUAACUCGGAUUCAUUAUUCGGAGCAUGGUGGGAGAAGGGAAACACGGGGGGAGCAAGGAAAAUUGGCGUUUUAUGGGUGUUGUAAACGGAGCAUUUUUUUUGUUACUCUUGCAUGUUGGAUACGAGGCGAGGUUUUGGUAGAUGGCAAGACGGAGAUAAUGCAUGCGUAUGUAUAUAUGAAUUGAAUUUUAAUUAACAAUUCCUUCUCGAAAUUGUUCGUACAAACAUGACCAUUCAAAAUGAAAUCAGCAACCAACCCGUUAGU
Molecule: messenger RNA, 581 nt
Organism: Trichoderma asperellum CBS 433.97
Lineage: Eukaryota; Fungi; Ascomycota; Sordariomycetes; Hypocreales; Hypocreaceae
Source: RefSeq, a predicted model, not a curated record